AAUCCGUAGUGACCGACCGUAGUGUUGGUAACACUGUGUUACUUUUAUUGGUGUUGCAGACGUGUUUGACGUAUAUGGCUUAUGAUGUAUAAGUAGUGGGCCUGUUUACAUUUGUGCUUUUGUGGAGUGAAAAGAUAGAAAAAUCCCUUAUAAAUUUAGUAUAGUAUUCUGUAGUACUACUUAUCUGGUUUAUUUUAUUUAUCACGUUGAAUAGGUAGUACUUACCUAAAAAAAAGAAGCAAGCGAGCAAUUGGACUUCAAGUCUUAAAAAAUAAUUAAAUUCAUCUCUGCUCCUUAAUAUUGUAUACUUACACUUAUUAGUAAAACCUAUCGUUAAUUGCGUUGCCAUAACGUAUACAGCCAAAAUCGUUUCCGUGGUGAAGAAUAGAGCUUACGAGCUUGGAACUUCGUUUUGUCAACAAUUUUUGCGAACUUGAAGAAAAUAUAUACCGAAUGCAGGAGAGUCCUUACACUGUCUGCUAUGAUGGAGGCCAAGCACUGCAACAACUUUAUAAGCUACGUCAAUUUAGAGGAACAUGAGAUGCAGAAUUUAUCAUCGGAUCGAUGUAACACACUUUAUCAGAAUAGUAUCAAAUUAUUACCAGGAGAGGCUGUUGUUACCAAGGUCGAAAAUGUCCUUAUGUAUGAGCCAAUUGGCGAGUCCAAACAAGAUAUAUCAGGAAUGCUGUUGAUAACAAACUUUAAGCUCUCUUUUGUUACUAUAGAAGAUAAUAUUGAUGAUAUUCAACAUCAACAAAAUCAUCUCUAUGGAUAUACAGAUACAUGUCUAUCAAAUAUUGAUACAGUUUAUUUAAUCACAGGAGAUAAGAAAAAAAAGCUUGUGCCAGGAGCAGCAGUUCCAUCCAAAGUCAAAGGAAUUUUCAUUGUGUGUAAAAACCUAAGAACGUGGUCGUUUUCAUUCGAAUUUUCUAAAAUUGGAGAUGGAAAGAAUAUCGUUAAUGCUUUGCUCCAUCAUGCGUUUCCUACAAAACAUCAUUUACUUUUUGCUUAUGAAUACACGGAGCCCUAUUUCAGCAGUGUUGACAAAGAAGUUCAGCUGUUUCGUAGCGUCAAUGACUGGCACAAUGAGUUGGACCGAUUGUGUAGUAAAGCUGUAAAUAUAAAAAAAGGCUGGCGGAUAUCAAUGGCGAAUCUGCAAUUCGCAUUUUGUCCUACCUUGUCAGAAUUUAUCGUCGUUCCUGCCUCUGUAACCGAUAGUCAAUUAGUCAAAGUAGCUCAGCACUUUCAGGGCCGUCGGCCGCCAGUUUGGUCCUGGUCUAAUGAGCACGGUGCUGCAUUAGUUAAAAUGUCGGAACUCUGUGCAGACAUUACGGAAAGGACCCAGGAAAACAUAAUGUUAGAAAAUAUUCGUAAGAAUCAUCCGAAAAAAUUACAACCAGUGAUUAUUGAAUUAAGUAAGGAUAUUGGCGUCAAGGCUGUAGCUUCGAGUUUCUCGAAAUUCGUUACUUUGUGUUCUCCUGACAGCGUUAGGCAAUUUGUAAUACAAGAAAAUAAUUUUUAUUCUUCGUUGGAAAGUACCAAGUGGUUAAAGUAUGUGUCAUAUUGUUUAGAAAAAUCUGUUGAGGCUAGUGAACAUUUAAACAAUGGUAUUCCUGUUAUAUUGCAAGAAGGCGCUGGCAGAGACGUUUGUUGUAUUAUUUCAAGUUUGGUUCAACUACUAUUGGACCCACAUUUUAGGACUAUAACGGGAUUCCAAACUUUGAUACAGAAAGAAUGGGUGGCUGCUGGUCAUCCUUUUUGCGACCGUCUGGGUCAUUUAAAAAGUGAUGGUUUAGAAAAGUCACCAUUACUACUUUUGUAUCUGGAUUGCGUUUGGCAAUUGUGUCAGCAGUUCCCCACUGAAUUUGAGUUUACUGAAACGUAUUUGACGACGCUUUGGGAUGCCGCGCACGUCUCGAUAUUCGAAACAUUUAUAUUCAACUGUGAACGAGACCGGUUUAGGGCAGCUAUUGAUCAAAAUACUCGUCUGGUGCUGCGAAGUGUGUGGGAUUGGCGAGAGCAGUUCAGUGACCAGGACAUCCAGCUCUUCCACAAUCCACUUUUCAAUCCGGCUGUAUCUCAAACUUCAACAACGACCUCGACCUCGUCGCGUGCAACUUUUCUCAAACCUCUCUUUGGCAUACCCUGGCUUGAGCUAUGGUCCCAGUGUUAUUUUCGUUGGAUACCUCACUUGGUCAUUAACAACGGUGGCCGCAGUCAGAUCGAGAUGUACGCUCGGCUGCUCCAAAACGAGGUAGUACAGAUGCAACUAGACGUUAACAACACGGGGAGCGCCUCUCCUUCCGUUGAUAAACUUUCUACAUGCCUCCUUCAAAUGAACAUCAACAGCUUCUAUCCGUUCAGCAAUAAAAAAUCGGGCAACACUGUCAGUACACCGAUUAUAAAUACAUCCUUUAUCAUGAGUGAUAGCAUGAUCGAUGCUCAGAGUGUAUUAACAGUUCCAGACUGAUUACAGUAGGGCAAAAAAAGUUGCAGAUCAGACUUGCAGGUACCCUCGUAAAAUAAUUACUUCAGUAACCUGUACUUUCCAAAUGUUCCAGCACAUCGAGAUUUGGUAAUGGUUAUACAACCCCGUCACCUCAAAUCACAUUAAAAAUGAAAAAUGUUGUUUUUCUUGUGAUGCUGAACAAAAUCGGAACUACUAGAGGUGACAGAAUUAUAUAACAUAAUAAACUAAGAUUUUCUUGAGUUAAAUUAUUGGACCAUCCUUUAAACAAUUUUACUUUUCAACCUGAAAUAAUUUCUCAUAAUUUUCUAAAAACUAGUUACAGAGAACUUGGCCUUAAUUUUUCUCAUAUUCAAAACAUUGAAAUGUGUAAUCAUAAGAAUAUGUAAGGUGCCACCGAUUAACUUGCGUAUAAUGUGUCCCUAAACAAACGAGUUGUGUUUAUUUUUAUGCAUUUUUUUGUACACAUAAUAUAAAUAUACAAUUAUAUUUGUAAGCUAUUAUUUACCUCGGUUUCGAUAGUUGUAACAACGAAACAAUAAUUGUUCAUAGGUAUAUAUACAUAUUGUGUAAAUUGUAACGUCGUUUUCCCUUCCAAACUCACGCUUCAUCGUAUCAAUUGUAUAACUUCGUAACGAGUCUAUUAUCCUUUGUAUAAUUUAUUUGUAUUUAUUAUUUGCAAUGAGAGCUUAUAGGAUUAAUGAAUAUAUGAGUACGAGAGUUCAAAUCGUGUUGAAAUUUGAAAAUUUAAUUUUGUCAACUAUUUUUUUAAGAAUAAACGAAUGAAUAAAUACAUUUUUUCAAUAUCAAACUCAUCUUUAUCUUCCAUCUUGUAACUAACUGGCAACAAAGGUAUCAGAAGUUAAGGUGCAUUGAUUUGUUGAUAGCCUAUUUAUAUAUAUUAUACCGUUUGUCGCAUUUUUCGGUGUACUAUAAAAAAGAAUUGCAUGUAUGUAUAUGAGGAAAACCUAUCAGGUAUCAAAGUAUAUUAGCAAUAUUAAUGAACAAAAAAAAAAGAUAAAAAUAAAGAAUUUAAACA
Molecule: messenger RNA, 3506 nt
Organism: Copidosoma floridanum
Lineage: Eukaryota; Metazoa; Arthropoda; Insecta; Hymenoptera; Encyrtidae
Product: myotubularin-related protein 10
Biological process (GO): phosphatidylinositol dephosphorylation
Cellular component (GO): membrane; cytoplasm
Source: RefSeq, a predicted model, not a curated record